Messenger RNA from Cylicocyclus nassatus, 1822 nucleotides. The record is from the annotation of a GenBank genome assembly. NCBI's taxonomy places the organism in Eukaryota, Metazoa, Nematoda, Chromadorea, Rhabditida, Strongylidae.
AGUUUUUCUUCGUUUUCCGGUGUCUAGGAUCCGACAAAUUGUUACGACAAGAUAUCGAUCUAAACUAUGUCAUCGACUUACUUAACGCAUCCACUUCGAAAAGAUUUCUCGUCUGUGCUACGCUGUAAUACUAUAAUUUAUUUCUGAAAAUGAUGCCAUCACUAUCAAUUCACAUCCUUUCUUUGGCUUUGUGUUUAUCAUCUGGAUUUCAACAAGGAUAUAUAGCGUCUGUGCUCAAUCAACCUUAUUUACAAAUGCAACGAUUUAUCAAUGAUUCCUGGUUAGUACGUACCGGAUCUCCGAUGAAGUUGUCAACCUUGGAUAUGAUGUGGUCAUUUCUCAACGUCUGCUUCCCGAUAGCCAUGAUUUUUGGUCAAUUCCUAGCUGCGAUCAUGUGUAAAAAGAUCGGAAGGAGGGGCACUGCACUGGUGGCAACAGCAGUUUAUGUCCCGGCAACCUUGCUCAGUGCAGGGGCUAAAAUGUGUCAUUCGUUCGAGUUACUGUAUGUAGGACGAAUCCUUUGGUCAUUGGCAAAUGGUGUAAGCAGUGUUAACGCUACUGUAUGGAUUGUCGAAUGUGCUCCACCGCAGAUACGAGGACGGAUGGCAGCCAUGCAAGAGUUCUUCAUGGCUGCAGGUGCUCUGGUCACACAAGCUUUGGGUGUGCCCUUUGCAAGCGACACGCUAUGGCCUUGGAUUUUUGUGCCAAAUCUCGUCUUUGUACUUGCAUCGUUUAUCAUGUUCAUUUUCCUCUACGAAUCACCUCAAUACUUGAUGCAGAAAGGAGAGGAAGACAAGGCAAGAAAAGCCUUGGCUGCGUAUCAUGGAGUGGACGUUGAUGACUCCUCACUUGAUGCAGAACUGCGAAUUUGUGAAGAGGCCCUUGAGAAGAAAGAUGCGAAGCAGAAGGAAAAAGGUGUAGGUAGUGUCACGGAAUACGAUUCACUCACGAUACUUUUCAUGCCUUGGAAAGCUCGAGAUCCAGUAUCGCAAGUAGUGCGCUAUGGGGCAUGGCUGGGAGUUAUGGUCAAGAUUGCGUAUGUGUUCACAGGAGCAAGAUGCCUUCGCUCUUACAGCACUUUUGUCCUGUACUCCAUGGGUGGAUGGUCUCACAGCGCUGCCUUGAUGGAGUCACUCAUUAUAGGGAUACUCCGACUACCCACAACUUUAAUACCCGUCUUCCUGGUCGAUCGUAUUGGCAGACGGCCAAUGCUCAUUGGGUCGACUGCUGUGUGCUUCUUCUCCCUUAUUCUCAUGGUGGUCGGGAUUAAUGUAGGGCCCAGCUUCAAGGUUGCAACCCUCAUAGGACUUACCACUCUUCUGCUCAUAAGUGCUUGUGGAAUAGGUUCCUUGUCUCGAUUCUACUCCGCCGAGUUGGUCCCUAGAAAUAUCCUCCUCUCGUCGGUUUCGAUUCUCACCAUGUUCGAGGCGCUCACAAAAAUUGGAGUCGAAUUCGCGUUCUAUCCGCUAGCUAAUGUGAUUUACGCCCAAUCUCUGCUCAUGUUCCUCGUGCCUACAGGCAUUUUUACGAUAAUGAUGUGGUACUGUCCAGAAACGAGCAGGCGGUCUGUAAAUGAGGUGCUAAAUGAAAUGGCGCAACAAAAAAAGAUCGACGUGUCCUUCUUGACGUAACGAAUAAAGGCAGUAUUGAUAUGCUGUGUGAUAGGCAUCAAUAUAAAGAUGCUUCACACUUGUUCGCUCAAAUAUCUAUCGUUUUGGCUACGUUGCUUGUCCACGUGUAUAAUUAUUAUGUACAAAUGUUACUAUGCAUAAGACAGUAUUUAUCUUCAACGGGUUAGAAAAGUAAUAAAUGAUCCUCUUUA